Messenger RNA from Rhinocladiella mackenziei CBS 650.93, 2496 nucleotides. RefSeq lists its product as uncharacterized. The record is from RefSeq and is a predicted model, not a curated record. The transcript has a single exon. NCBI's taxonomy places the organism in Eukaryota, Fungi, Ascomycota, Eurotiomycetes, Chaetothyriales, Herpotrichiellaceae. Bases 1 to 2496 code for a protein of 831 amino acids. Gene Ontology annotation, cellular component: nucleus; cytoplasm.
AUGUUUAUGAUCAAAAAUGGUAUGUACCCUCAAAUCACAGCCCACAAACCCCCUUCCACUUCUCCUCCCCCCUCAUUAAUCAACCCGAAUCCUCCAUUGAUCUGUAUUGCUUUGCUUCCAGUCAGCAAGUAUCUCUUCGGAGACGCGUCCAAAGAGGUCAUCACCGAAAUCCCUCAGGGUCAACUUUACCUCGUCCGCCCUCUCUCGCCCAAAGGCUAUUCCGAACUCAUCUACAAAGACGCCGUCACCACCAUAAGACGAACCGGGCAAGAGUUUCAAUAUCAGCUGGUCGUUCAGCGUGCGUAUGAGGAGGGAGAGGAAGAGCUCGCAGAUGACGAAGACGACGCCACUGAAAGUCUCGAUAAGGACGAGAAAACCUUCCUUCUCGAUCAGAGUCUGCACUUCAGGUCUGAAAAGAGAUCUGGUGGUGAAUCAGUUCUUGCCUGGCGUGAUUUGAGUGGGGAUCCCGGAGACGUUUACGAGUUUGUUUGUGACGCUUCGGUUCAAGAAGAAAAGAUUCACACCUUUAUCCUCGCAGCUAUAGACUGCCAAUUCGAAAGAAAAUACCGCAAGUCUGCACAUAAAGCGACUGAAGCCGAACUUCAGGAAUUCAACUUUCACGACGAGGACUCCAUUCCAGCUGCAAGCUCGAUUUCUGCCCCGAUCGACCCAAUGCCUACCUCUAGGGAAUCAGCCGAGCGGAUGGCGAAAGACGUCAAAUCUCCCAAGAAAGCGAAUGGUUCCCAAGCGAGGGACAUUACGACAGGUCCCACAGAACCACCAGUCGCGAAAACAGCCCCUAGCUCUGGGGAGGUCCUUACAAAGCAAUCUGCGGAACUACAUCUCUUCGAUUUCCAAUCAGGCACAUUCAUUCUUCAGGAUCCAUCUGUGGUGGCGGUCGUCACCGAUUUAGGUAAUUGGCGAUACUGGCUGCAAAUAUCGAGUUCUGAUGGGCGAGAAUGGCUUGGUCAAGAGGUUGUCGCUGAUAUCAACCCCGUCUUCAACUUCGAAUAUCUAUCGGCCAUCUUCAAUCAUUACACCGAUGAUGGAUCAGCCUACUCUUGGUUGCUACGAGUUCGUGACCAAUCGAUCCUGGAACAAUUUCAAGAAGGUAUCAUGCAAGCAUUGUGGGAGCAACUGAAUGAGAUGAAAUGGGCAAAGGUCAAAGAUCAAGACCGCGAAUAUGUAAUCGAAGCAUUCAAUGAUAUGACAUUGGGUGAUGCUCCAGAAGCAGAGGAAGAGUUACUCGAAGAAGAAGAAGAAAACGAGGAAGAGAGUGAGGGCGGUGAACAAUACGAUGAAGACGAAUCGGAGAAUGAUGUUGAGCUGGACAACAGAGACGGCAACGUUAAUUCACAAUUGGCUGUUGGAACUAAACAUGAUCGGUCAUUUGUUGUUCGUGGCUCUAAGAUUGGCGUUUUCAAACAUCUCCCAAACCGCCAUCUCGAAUUCACAACAAAUAUCUCCAAAGUUGAGACUCCAAAGGGACGAUUGUUCCAGCCGACCAAGGUCAUGCUGCAUUCAGAAGAUCAGAACAUGGUUCUUCAGGACAGCGGCAAUCCGAACUCCCUAUAUCGCAUGGACCUGGAAUAUGGUAAAGUUGUGGAUGAGUGGAAGAUCCAUGAUGAUAUCCCAGUGACGAACUUUGCCCCCGAAACCAAAUUUGCCCAGCAGACGUCUGCGCAGCCUUUCAUUGGCCACAGCAGGAACGCCCUCUUCCGGAUCGAUCCUCGCGUUGCUGGCAACAAACUCGUGGAAAGUCAAUUGAAACAGUACGUGUCCAAGAACGACUUCUCUGCUGCAGCGACCACAGAAAAAGGCCACAUCGCGGUUGCAUCAAAUAAAGGUGAUGUCCGUCUCUUUGAUCGCCUCGGGGUCAACGCCAAAACCCACAUUCCCGCCCUGGGUGAAUCUAUUAUCGGCCUCGAUGUCAGCGCCGAUGGUCGAUGGAUUCUUGCAACAUGUCGUACAUACCUUCUCCUCAUUGACGCUCUUCAAAAGGAGGGCAAGAACGAAGGCAAAUUGGGUUUCGAGAGAUCCUUUGCUAAGGACAGCAAGCCUCAGCCUCGUCGUCUUGGCCUGACACCCAGUCACGUGGCUCAAUUCCAGCACGAAACGCGCGCCCCGUUGUCAUUCACCCCCGCCAAAUUCAACACAGGACCAGAUAGCACGGAGACCAGCAUCAUUACUUCAACAGGCCCAUUCCUCGUGACCUGGAGCCUCAAGAAGGUUCUCGCCGGAAGCAAAGACCCUUACCAGAUCAAGCGUUAUAGUGCCCAGGUGAUGGCGGAUAACUUUGAGUUCGGCUCGGAUAAGAAUGUCAUCCUAGCGCUGCCAAAUGAGGUCGACAUGGUCAGCCGGAGGACUUUCAAGAAACCCACGAGAGAAAGUAUUGCAGGGCCAGGGGCCAGAAUUAGUGCAGGGGCAUUGGCGGCGCCGAGACGGAGUGGAAGGCAGAGCCAUUUGAAAGAUGAGAUCGUGAAUAGUCCUUACUGA